UACUCGAUUACUCCUUCAAAACAUUAUUUUUAAUUUAUUUUAUUUAUAAAAAAAAAAUAAAAAGAAAACAAAAACAAUAAUUCAAACUGGAGUGGGAAUAUAUUAAAGGAAAUAAAGUAAUUGAUAAUAUGGAUUAUCGAUAUCUUGGUCAUAGCGGGCUCAAAGUCUCGGUUCUUUCUGUGGGAGGAUGGGUCACUUUCGGUCAACAAAUUUCACCAGAAAUGACUCUUAAAAUCAUGCAGAUUGCUUUUGAUAAUGGCAUCAAUUAUUUCGAUACCGCUGAAGUUUAUGCAGGUGGAAAAUCCGAAAUUGAUAUGGGUAACGCAAUUAAAAAAUUACAAUGGAAACGUUCGGAUUUUGUGAUUUCCACAAAAAUUUUUUGGGGAGGUAAAGGGCCAAAUGAUAGAGGUUUAUCAAGAAAACAUAUAAUUGAAGGUUUGGAUGCAUCAUUAAAAAGAUUGGGAUUAGAAUAUGUUGAUUUGGUUUUCGCUCAUAGACCUGAUCCUGAUACUCCAAUGCAUGAAAUAGUUCGUGCUUUCAAUUAUGUAAUUGACAAGGGAAAAGCUUUAUAUUGGGGAACUUCAGAAUGGUCGGCUCAACAAAUCAUGGAAGCUCAUGGUAUAGCUCAUAAACUGAAUCUCAUCCCUCCUUUGGCUGAACAAGUUCAAUACAACAUGUUUCAUCGUGAACGGGUUGAAUCGGAAUAUGAAUAUUUGUUUAAUGAAUUUAAAAUGGGUGCCGCUACUUGGUCACCUCUUGCUAGUGGAGUAUUGACAGGAAAGCAUAAUGAACGUAUUGCAGAAGAUUCUCGAAUGGCAUUAACAGAUAAUGCUGUUAUGAGACGUUUAAGAGAAGGUUUAUUAAGUGAAGAAGGAAGAACCAAAAUUGAAAAAGUGAAGAAAUUGAAGCCGAUCGCUGAUAAAAUAGGUGCUACACCAGCCCAAUUGGCACUUGCUUGGUGUAUGAAACAUCCAAAAGUCAAUACAGUAAUUACCGGUGCAUCCAAACCUGAACAAAUGGAAGAAAACCUUCGAGCUGUUGCAUUGUUACCAAAGUUAACACCUGAAUUCAUGGUAGAAAUUGAUAAAAUAUUAGAUAACCUACCACCACCUCAAUUUAAUUUCAGAGAUUCAUGAUAAAUAAAUUCCUGUAAAUAGAAAUUACAUAUUUUGGAAUUUGUACUACAAAUGUGUUAAAUUAUUGAAUCAAAAUUACAUACGUUAUUUUUAUUAUUAUAUCAUUAUUAUUUUUUUUUUUCCAUAUAAUUACAUUUUUAUCAAAUUAAUUAAUUUAAAUAAAAAAAAA
Molecule: messenger RNA, 1305 nt
Organism: Rhizophagus irregularis DAOM 181602=DAOM 197198
Lineage: Eukaryota; Fungi; Glomeromycota; Glomeromycetes; Glomerales; Glomeraceae
Biological process (GO): potassium ion transport
Cellular component (GO): cytoplasm
Molecular function (GO): voltage-gated potassium channel activity
Source: RefSeq, a predicted model, not a curated record